CCAGAGCACAAGCGGAGUCGCCGGGAGCUGGGGGCCCUGGUAGCUCCGGGCAGGGAUCACACCGGAAGGAUGCCGGUUCGCAGGGGUCACGUCGCGCCCCAAAACACUUACCUGGACACCAUCAUCCGAAAAUUUGAGGGGCAGAGUCGAAAGUUCCUGAUCGCCAAUGCUCAGAUGGAGAACUGUGGCAUCAUUUACUGCAACGACGGCUUCUGUGAACUCUUUGGCUACUCCCGUGUGGAGGUGAUGCAGCAGCCAUGCACCUGCGACUUCCUCACAGGCCCCAACACCCCACGCAGUGCCGUGGCCCGCCUGGCACAGGCCCUGCUGGGAGCUGAAGAGUGCAAGGUGGACAUCCUCUAUUACCGCAAGGAUGCCUCCAGCUUCCGCUGUCUGGUGGAUGUGGUGCCUGUGAAGAAUGAGGAGGGAGCUGUCAUCAUGUUCAUCCUCAACUUUGAAGACCUGGCCCAGCUCCUGGCCAAGAAGGGGAGCCACAGCCUGUCUCAGCGCCUGUUGUCCCAGGGCUUCCUGGAUUCGGAGGGUUCUCACAGUGGGCCGGGCAGACAGGGUCCCGGUUCAGGCCGAAUCAAGUACAAGACCAUCAGCCAGAUACCGCAGUUCACGCUCAACUUCGUGGAGUUCAACCUGGAGAAGCAUCGCUCAGGCUCCACCACAGAGAUUGAGAUCAUUGCACCCCAUAAGGUCAUGGAGCGGACCCAGAAUGUCACCGAAAAGGUCACCCAGGUCCUGUCCCUGGGUGCCGAUGUACUGCCGGAAUACAAGCUACAGGCACCACGCAUCCACCGCGGGACCAUCCUGCAUUACAGCCCCUUCAAGGCUGUUUGGGACUGGCUCAUCCUGCUGCUGGUCAUCUACACAGCCGUCUUCACACCGUACUCAGCCGCCUUCCUACUCAGUGACCAGGAUGAGCCCCGGCGUGGGGACUGUGGCUACACCUGCACCCCACUCACCGUGGUGGACCUCAUCGUGGACAUCAUGUUCGUCGUGGACAUCAUCAUCAACUUCCGGACCACCUAUGUCAACACCAAUGAUGAAGUGGUCAGCCACCCUCGCCACAUCGCCGUCCACUACUUCAAGGGUUGGUUCCUUAUCGACAUGGUGGCUGCCAUCCCCUUUGACCUGCUCAUCUUCCGAACCGGCUCUGAUGAGACCACAACCCUGAUUGGGCUGCUGAAGACAGCACGGUUGCUGCGACUGGUGCGCGUUGCACGGAAGCUGGACCGCUACUCUGAGUAUGGAGCGGCUGUGCUCUUCCUGCUCAUGUGCACCUUUGCGCUCAUCGCACACUGGCUGGCCUGCAUCUGGUAUGCCAUCGGCAACGUGGAGCGGCCCUACCUUGAGCCCAAGAUUGGCUGGCUGGACAGCCUGGGCGUGCAACUUGGCAAGCGCUACAAUGGCAGUGACCCAGCCUCAGGCCCCUCGGUUCAGGACAAGUACGUCACGGCUCUCUAUUUCACCUUCAGCAGCCUCACCAGCGUGGGCUUUGGUAACGUCUCACCAAAUACCAACUCUGAGAAGGUCUUCUCCAUCUGCAUCAUGCUCGUUGGCUCUCUCAUGUACGCCAGCAUCUUCGGCAAUGUAUCGGCCAUCAUCCAGCGCCUGUACUCUAGCACCGCGCGCUACCACACGCAGAUGCUACGUGUUAAGGAGUUCAUCCGCUUUCACCAGAUCCCCAACCCGCUACGGCAGCGACUCGAAGAGUACUUCCAACACGCCUGGUCCUACACCAACGGCAUCGACAUGAACGCGGUGCUGAAGGGCUUCCCCGAGUGCCUGCAGGCCGACAUUUGCCUACACCUGCACCGCGCGCCCUUGCAGCACUGCCCAGCCUUCCGCGGAGCCAGCAAGGGCUGCCUGCGCGCUCUCGCCGUCAAGUUCAAGACGACGCACGCGCCGCCGGGAGACACACUGGUGCACCUGGGCGACGUGCUCUCCACGCUCUACUUCAUCUCUCGUGGCUCCAUCGAGAUCUUGCGCGACAACGUGGUCGUGGCCAUCCUAGGGAAGAAUGACAUUUUCGGGGAGGCCGUUAGUCUCCAUGCCCAGCCAGGCAAAUCCAGCGCAGAUGUUCGGGCACUGACCUACUGCGACCUGCACAAGAUCCAGCGGGUAGACCUGCUAGAGGUGCUGGACAUGUACCCCACCUUCGCGGACAGCUUCUGGAAUAAACUGGAAGUCACCUUCAACCUGCGGGAUGUAGACGGGGGUCUCCGGUCAUCACCCAAACAGGCUCUAGGCAGCCUAGAUCACCAAGGCUUGCCUCUCAAUGACAACCAGGCAGGUGAGUAGAGUCAGCCCCUUCUCCGAACACCUCACACGUGGCUGGCUUCUGGCCUGAGUUGCUGCAGCAAGCGCCCGCAAGGCAUAGCCCCUCAAACCUUCAAGGAGCUCCGGACAGCUGGCCUCAGGAGCUAGGCUCCAGGCUUGAGCAGCUGCAGGACCAGAUGAACAGG
This is a messenger RNA of Chrysochloris asiatica (Cape golden mole), 2474 nucleotides long. RefSeq names its product potassium voltage-gated channel, subfamily H (eag-related), member 6 (gene KCNH6). The transcript has 11 exons. The record is from RefSeq and is a predicted model, not a curated record. Lineage: Eukaryota; Metazoa; Chordata; Mammalia; Afrosoricida; Chrysochloridae. Gene Ontology annotation, molecular function: inward rectifier potassium channel activity. Bases 70 to 2310 code for a protein of 746 amino acids. Gene Ontology annotation, cellular component: membrane. Gene Ontology annotation, biological process: regulation of ventricular cardiac muscle cell membrane repolarization; regulation of heart rate by cardiac conduction; membrane repolarization during action potential.